UGGCAUCUCUAAAUUUCUAAAAUGUUUCAUCUCUAAUUAAUUUACAUCUUAAGUUUUAAUAAUACAUAUUACUUUAUGGCUGAUUUUCAAGAGCAAUUGAAAAAUUAUCGUCAGCAAAAGCAAAAGGAAAAAUUGUUAAACAGCUUCAAAUUAAAACUUAAACGUUUUUGGAUGCUGGGCACUGGCGCGGACGCAACUCAGGGAAAAUGUCAAACCACAAUCGAAGUUAAGCCAGCCUCUGAUAAGUCUUCCGACAUUAAUGAUACACCAGAGGAAUAUGUGUCUUCGGACGAUGAAAUUGAAGCGUCACAUAGAGUCGUCAAUGCUAGCGAAGAUAAGGAUAAUAAGUGUUUAAAAUAUACUCUGUGGGCGGUCUACUUCCUGUUUUGGGUAACGUUGUAUGUGAUAGCAAUUGAGCUGAAGUUCGGGUUGGUCUUCUUGAUGUUCUCCGCGUUAUUUGGAAUAUAUUUCAACACCAGAACUGGCCCAAAGGACCCCAAUGAAAUAAGUGCUUACAGUAUAUUUAAUAAGAACUGUGAAAGUAUAGACGGCACUUUAAAGGCGGAGCAAUUCGAGCGAGAAAUCCGCUACGGCUCUGGUAGCGUGCGAUAAGUGCAAUUUAUAAAUAU
Drosophila arizonae is the source of this 629-nucleotide messenger RNA. RefSeq names its product SAYSVFN motif domain containing 1 (gene Saysd1). Lineage: Eukaryota; Metazoa; Arthropoda; Insecta; Diptera; Drosophilidae. The record is from RefSeq and is a predicted model, not a curated record.